Molecule: messenger RNA, 1285 nt
Organism: Ailuropoda melanoleuca (giant panda)
Lineage: Eukaryota; Metazoa; Chordata; Mammalia; Carnivora; Ursidae
Gene: CALHM4
Product: calcium homeostasis modulator family member 4
Exons: 2
Coding region: 1-945 (314 amino acids)
Cellular component (GO): plasma membrane
Molecular function (GO): monoatomic cation channel activity
Source: RefSeq, a predicted model, not a curated record
AUGAGCCCGACUCUCAACAAUAUCGUCUCUUCCCUGCAGAGAAGUGGAACAUUUAUCAAUUCUUUAAUCGCUGCUUCGACCAUUGGUGGGCAACAGCUUUUCUCUUCUCUCACAUUCAGAUGUCCCUGCCAGGUUGGAAAAAAUUUCUCCUACGGUUCUGCUUUUCUAGUCAUUCCAGCCUUCCUCCUUCUGGUUGCCGGCUAUGCUCUGAGAAGCCAGCUGUGGACCAUGGCCAGCGAGUACUGGUGCAGCUGCACCCCUCCGCAGCGGAGAAUCAGCCCCCUGGAGUGCAAGCUGGCUUGUCUUCGGGUCUUUAGCAUCACCGGGAGGGCGCUCGUUGCCCCCUUGACGUGGCUGGCCGUGACCCUCCUGACAGGCACCUACUAUGAAUGCGCGGCAAGCGAAUUCGCCUCUGUGGACCAUUACCCAGUGUUUGACAAUGUCAGUGCCAGCAAACGGAAGGAGAUCCUAGCUGGGUUUCCAUGUGGCCGAUCGGCUCCCUCCGACAUGAUCCCUGUAAGGGAUGAAGUAUCUCUUCUGCACAGGUACCAGUCGCAAAUGCUGGGCUGGAUUUUGAUCACCUUGGCCACCAUCGCUGGGCUCGUCUCCCGCUGCCUGGCGAGGUGCUGCUCUCCCCUCACCUCUCUGCAGCACUGCUACUGGACCAGCCACCUCCACAACGAGAGGGAGCUCUUCGAACGCGCUGCGGAGCAGCACUCCCGGCUCCUCGUCUUGCAGCGCAUAAAGAAGCUCUUCGGCUUCGUUCCUGGAGAGGAAGAUGUCAGACACAUCCGUAUUCCUUCGUGCCAGGACUGGAGAGAUAUUGCAGCGCCCAACCUUCUCUGCAUGGGUGAUGACUUGCAAGGUCACUAUAGCUUCCUGAGGGACAGGGUGGAUGAGGAGAAUGAGGAAGGCAAACCCGAAGGUAUUGAAUUAAAACCUUGAGUAGAGCACCUCUCCCCAUUCAGGGGCCUUAACAGAUACUUUGUUUUUAUGAUGAUGGCGUUUCAAUGUAAUCUCUUCAUCUUUUUCUGUCUCUUCUGAUAGUUGUUUAAAUAAGUCCAUGCAAGAUGCUAUUUCCAAGAGCGGCUUAUCUGAUCAUUGUGCCAAUCUCUGUUUUUGAAAUGCCCUUGGUGGUCUGGUAAUGCCUGUGUUGGUUUGAUUAAAACAAAAUGGAUUUUGAAGUCGUAUCAGAAUUGGAAUCUUGGUUCUGUUACUCAGUUAUCUGUGUAAGAACUAAUAUUUUUGAGUGCCAUCUUGUUAUUUGCACGUAAUGACUACUUCA